ACAUUAACCAUGGUCGUCCGCAUCCGCCUCGCUCGCUGGGGAGCCAGUCAUAAUCCCUUCUACGGUAUUGUCGUAGCGAACCACAGAGCCCCCCGCGAUGGUAAACACCUCGAACGAGUCGGAACCUAUAAUGUCAUCCCCGACGAGCGAGGGAUUAAGCGUAUUGAACUGAAUGUCGAGAGGAUAAAGUAUUGGUUGGGUGUGGGUGCUCAGCCUACGGAACGGGUUGCAUGGUUGCUUUCAAAGAUCGACCUAGUGCCCCCAACUCCUCAGCAGCUGCAGAAUCAGGGUUUCCUCUCCCUGAACGAUAGCAAAACGUGGGAUGUGGAAAUCCGUGAUGCCGAGGGCAAAACACUAAGCAGACUCUCCCCGGAGGAGGCUAGAAACGCACUUGCAAACUCGCCACUAGGGGACCGAUUGCCUCAAGAUACGUCAUCAGAACCACCAGAAAAGAGUCGGGUGAUUUACGAGAACAUUAAACUGGACGGGAGACCACCAAAGGCGCCACUGACGGCGGAAGAAAGGUUGAAGGUGCUGCAGGAAAUUACAGGCAUUAUUUAAAUCACAGGGUCAAUCAUCGUGUCAUAUAGAGGAAACACUCCAAUUGUAAUUAUAUGUAUGGUAUUCCAAACUCGAGCUUAUACUACAAACAAAACUUUCAAACAUACGGAGCACAGGACCGUACUUUCAAGUGUGUUAAUAAUCUACAUUUAUACGUAACC
This is a messenger RNA of Spizellomyces punctatus DAOM BR117, 722 nucleotides long. RefSeq names its product ribosomal protein S16. The record is from RefSeq and is a predicted model, not a curated record. Gene Ontology annotation, cellular component: mitochondrial small ribosomal subunit; ribosome. Gene Ontology annotation, biological process: mitochondrial translation. The coding region runs from base 10 to 561 and encodes 183 amino acids. Lineage: Eukaryota; Fungi; Chytridiomycota; Chytridiomycetes; Spizellomycetales; Spizellomycetaceae. The transcript has 2 exons. Gene Ontology annotation, molecular function: structural constituent of ribosome.